ACCGCACUAAUUAAAUGCCAUCUGGGUGGUUCCUCUGGGUCCGUGCGUCCAUCACCCUGUUCAGAUCGAGCCAGAGGCCAAGGAGAAGAACAUGAUGAUGGACCUUUUUGAAACGGGUUCCUAUUUCUUCUAUUUAGAUGGAGAAAACAUUACUCUGCAGCCCUUAGAAGUGGCAGAGGGCUCUCCUCUGUACCCAGGGAGUGAGGGUACCCUAUCCCCCUGCCAGGACCAAUUGCCCCCUGAAGCCGGGAGCGACAGCAGCGGAGAGGAACACGUACUGGCACCCCCAGGCCUGCAGACUCCCCACUGCCCCGGCCAGUGUCUGAUCUGGGCUUGUAAGACCUGCAAGAGAAAAUCUGCCCCCACUGACAGGCGGAAAGCUGCCACUCUGCGCGAGAGGAGGCGGUUAAAGAAAAUUAACGAGGCCUUCGAGGCACUGAAGCGGAGGACUGUGCCCAACCCCAACCAGAGGCUGCCCAAGGUGGAGAUUCUGAGGAGCGCCAUCAACUACAUUGAGAGGCUGCAGGACUUGCUGCAGCGGCUGGAUCAGCAGGAGAAAAUGCAGGAGCUAGGGGUGGACCCCUUCAGCUACAGACCCAAGCAAGAAAUUCUUGAGGGUGCGGAUUUCCUGCGCACCUGCAGCUCCCAGUGGCCAAGUGUUUCGGAUCAUUCCAGGGGGCUCCUGAUCACAGCAAAGGAAGGCGCAGCGAGCCUCGAUGCGUCGGCCUCCAGCAGCCUUCGGUGCCUCUCUUCCAUCGUGGACAGCAUUUCUUCCGAGGAACACAAGCUGCCCAGCGCCGAGGAGGUGGUAGAAAAGUAACUC
Dipodomys ordii (Ord's kangaroo rat) is the source of this 823-nucleotide messenger RNA. It is a transcript of the gene Myf6, whose product is annotated as myogenic factor 6 (herculin). Gene Ontology annotation, biological process: regulation of transcription by RNA polymerase II; positive regulation of myoblast differentiation; muscle organ development. The record is from RefSeq and is a predicted model, not a curated record. Gene Ontology annotation, molecular function: DNA-binding transcription factor activity, RNA polymerase II-specific; RNA polymerase II cis-regulatory region sequence-specific DNA binding; protein dimerization activity. The coding region runs from base 92 to 820 and encodes 242 amino acids. Lineage: Eukaryota; Metazoa; Chordata; Mammalia; Rodentia; Heteromyidae. The transcript has 3 exons.